Molecule: messenger RNA, 3945 nt
Organism: Sorex fumeus (smoky shrew)
Lineage: Eukaryota; Metazoa; Chordata; Mammalia; Eulipotyphla; Soricidae
Gene: FMO2
Product: flavin containing dimethylaniline monoxygenase 2
Exons: 10
Coding region: 181-1788 (535 amino acids)
Molecular function (GO): flavin adenine dinucleotide binding; N,N-dimethylaniline monooxygenase activity; NADP binding
Source: RefSeq, a predicted model, not a curated record
GGAAGAAGGAAGAGGCCGUGGCCUUUUGUCAGAGGAGCUUCCUCCAACUCGGACAAUGAGUCUGCCUGCCUCCCGCGUCCCAGCUACCAGAGGAAACUGGACAUCAAGAGACACAGGGGCCAGGGUAAUUUUCUUACUUCCCGGUGGCAUCAACGGAGCGAGUCAUUCGACUGGGCUACCAUGGUGAAGAAGGUGGCCGUGAUCGGGGCUGGGGUCAGCGGGCUGGCCUCUCUGAAGUGCUGUGUAGAUGAGGGCCUUUCCCCCACUUGCUUUGAGCAAACAGAAGACAUCGGGGGACUCUGGAGGUUCAAGGAUAAGGUUGAAGAAGGCCGGGCCAGUAUCUACCAGUCCGUCAUCACCAACACCAGCAAAGAAAUGUCUUGUUUCAGCGACUUCCCCAUGCCGGAAGACUUCCCCAACUUCCUGCACAAUUCUAAGCUCCUGGAAUAUUUCAGGAUUUUCGCCCAAAAGUUUGAUCUGCUCAAAUAUAUUCAAUUCAAGACAACUGUCCUCAGCGUGAAAAGGCGCCCGGACUUCUCCUCCUCCGGCCAGUGGGAGGUGGUUACUGUGUGCAAUGGUCAGGAACAAAAGGCCAUCUUCGACGCCGUGAUGGUUUGCAGUGGUCAUCACAUACUCCCUUACCUCCCACUCGACGCCUUUCCAGGCAUUGAGAAGUUCAAAGGUCAGUAUUUCCACAGCAGGCAAUACAAGCGCCCCGAGGGCUUCGAGGGUAAACGCAUCCUGGUGGUUGGAAUCGGGAAUUCGGCCUCUGACAUCGCUGUGGAGCUGAGCAAGAAGGCGGCUCAGGUGUUCAUCAGCACCAGACACAGUUCCUGGGUGAUGAGCCGCAUCUCGGAGGAUGGAUACCCCUGGGACGGGAUCUACCACACUCGCUUCAGCGACAAGAUCCGGAGCGUUCUACCAAGGGCGGUGCUGAAGUGGAUGAUGGAGCGGCAGGUGAACCGCUGGUUCAAUCACGAGAAUUACGGUCUGGAGCCCUACAACAAGUACCUCCUGAAGGAGCCGAUUCUCAACGACGAUCUCCCAAGCCGCCUGCUCUAUGGCGCGGUCAAGGUGAAGUCGAGGGUGAAGGAGGUCACCGAGACCUCGGCCCUCUUCGAGGACGGCACAGAGGAGGCGGCCAUCGACGUGAUCGUGUUCGCCACGGGUUACACCUUCUCCUUCCCCUUCCUGGAAGAGUCGCUCGUGAAGGUGGAGAAUAAGAUGGUGUCGCUGUAUAAGUACAUCUUCCCUCCGCAGCUGGAGAAGCCCACCCUGGCCUGCAUCGGCCUCAUCCAGCCCCUGGGUUCUAUCUUUCCCACGGUGGAGCUCCAAGCUCGCUGGGUGACCCGGGUGUUUAAAGGCCUGUGUGAGCUCCCCGCAGCGAGUGUCAUGAACACGGACAUCAUCAAGAGGAACGAGCAAAGAAUUGAUUUGUUUGGGAACAGUCAGAGUCAGAUCCUACAGACCAAUUACAUCGACUACUUGGACGAGCUGGCCGUGGAGAUCGGGGCUAGGCCGGACAUCCUGGGACUACUGUGGACAGACCCGUGGCUGGCUCUGAAGCUCUACUUCGGACCCUGCAAUUCCUACCAGUACCGCCUGGCGGGGCCGGGCCAGUGGGCAGGGGCCCGGGAGGCCAUCCUCACGCAGCAACAACGGUUGCUGAAACCUCUGAAGACCCGCGUCUUGAAGCCCGCCGCCCGCGACCCCCUCGCUGGCCUGUUCAAAGUGCUGGCGUUGCUGGCCCUGGGGCUAGCUUUGUGCUUUCAGCUGGAGUGGUCCUAGCGGGUGGGUGGACGGCUUUCGAUGCCCACAGCUCUCCAGGGGGGAAAAAAAAAGACGUUAAAAAAAAUUGACGGUGCGGGGGUUGUCUUGUGGAGUGGAGAGGAAGGAGGGAUGGAGUGAGGGCGUGGGGAGUGUGCUAGGGGCCAGCGGGGUACCACCAUCCCGUCCCAGAAUCCCCCCUGGCCUGACCCAGCGCCACCCGGAUGGUUGUCCAGACAAGAAAGCAGAGUGGUGGUUUCAAAGAAUGGAAAAAGCUUCUGGUGGGUAAAUAUUGAAGCCAUCCCUGCUCCUGCCUUUGUUUGGUCACAAAGUUCUCCGUUGUCACCCUGCUCACGCGUUUGCUUCCUGGGGAAUCGUCCAAGGCUGAGGUGCAUCGGGUUCCCAGAACAAUCAGCUCCCGUCACGUUCCUCGUUCCUUGGGGUAUCCAGCCCAAAGCCCGGCCAAUGGCCCCUGGGUCUUCUCAUGGCUGGAACGCAGCUGCAUAGUGAAAAUUGGGGCUUGGGGCUGGAGUGAUAGCACAGCGAUGUGGGUGUUUGCCUUGCAUGUGGCCAGCCUAGGUUCGAUUCCCGGCAUCCCGUAGGGUCCCCCGAGCACUGGCAGGAGUGAUUUCUGAGUGCAGAGCCAGCAGUCAGCCCUGAGUGUCGCCAGGUGUGACCCCAAAAGGCAAUAAAUAAAUUAAAUGUUUUUUAAAAAAAGGAAAGAAAGAAAGAAUUAAAGAAAAUUUGGCCUGGAAACGGAUCCGAGGGCUGAGAGCGAUCUUUGUAGUUGGGAACCCUGGGCUGGGUUCAAUCUCUGGCCUGUGGUCCCCCACGCACUACUAGGACCGACCUCAAGCACUGAGCUGGGAGUAUCCCCUGAGAACCACUAGGUACGGCCCCCAAAUCAAAAACCUUAAAAAUAAAAAGGUGUGUGGACACCAGGUGUGUCCACAAAAAUUUUUUUUUUAAAAAUCUAAAAUGAGCGGCUGGAGCCAUAGUACAGUGGGUAAGGUGUUCGCCUUGCAUGCGGAUCACCCGGGUUCGAGUCCCAGCAUCCCAUAGGGUCCCCCAAGCACCGCCAGGAGCGAUCCCUGAGUGCAGAGCCAGGUGUGACCCAAAAAGAAAAAAAAUUUUUAAAUGAAUGUGUCAUAAUAGCUGUACACACACACACACACACACACACACACACACUCAGUACUUAGCACAUGGGACAUUGUAACUGCACACAGUAUAUGAAGGCGCCCAGCACUGGUCAGGUAGUUCCUCUUGGUUUCUUUGAUUUGUAAUCAUAUGUACGCUCCUUGGAAGUACUGCUACCUAGGAAAGAACAUUCUUCUUGCAGCGAUAGUCUGAUUAUUUGCCUUUCUGUUUGGUUGGCAUUUCAGUAGAGCGAGGAGGUGUUUGAAGGCGUUUUAGAAUGAGUGACGCUUUGACGAGAUGUUUGAAAUCAUUGCCGACAUGUUGCAAAACACAAGCGCUGGGGGAGAAAAUGAUAUUUUCCAGGCAGACCAGAAGCGUCAGAAGGAGUGAGCUUUGGUCUUUAGGAAAGUCCUGACAGAUAAGAAAAGCAAGAAUCAACCCUGGAUCAAGGAAAGAACUCUGACAGAGUCAAGUAAGUAAAAUGAGUCUGUCAGGGUCAUUUUCUUGGGACCGAAGUUUAAAAAGACUCGAACCAUUUCACAUCAACAGACAUGAAGCAAUGGAACGGAAAAAAACAUCUGAUUAUGAAAUAUUCAUACAGGGGUUCUCUGCCUGCUCUGCGCUCAAACCAACAUCUUCAAAGAGAGGGGAAAGGUCAGAGGUUAAAGUCUUAGACAAAUUUCUCUUCUGUGGCCUCCAAACGCUUUCUGUGACGAUUUCUUCACUUUAGCCUGAAUUUCUUCCCUUUGAGAUCUAGGCCAAUGUGCUAACAGUCUGUCAACAGAAACUUUUUUUUUCUCCCUAAAACCCACGGAAAUAACACUUUUCAUAGAUUUUGAUUUGUAACAUUCGUUCCUUUGCAGGUGGUAGGUUCUUAGCUCUUAAUGGAAAAACGAUUCCUUUGCUAAUUCUUAACAGUUAUUUGCAGAGUAUUCUAGAAAUAAGAAUAGCAUUUAUCAAGCCUUUAGAAGGGGGGGGUGAACCCGCCCCUCCCCCAUCCAUUUUUUUGUCAAUAAAGGUUUACCGGAAAUAGCCCUA